AGAUAUUUUUGAGGAUCUUUAUUUUGUUUUCUUUUUUCUUGAUAUUGGGACAUAUUAAAAAUAGCUUUAGUUUAUUUCUGGUGCUCAUAUGUGUUCGACAUGUUAUAGGAAAUGCCUAAUUAAAAAAAAAGAGCAUCGAACGUCUCUCUUUAAAACAAAAAGAGAUAAUUUUAACAAGUUUAUAGUCAAUUACGCGAUAAGGUUUCUCAAAGAUAUAGACAAAUUAGUCAAGUAAGACGACGCAGUCGUGAUUUAUAGUUUAAAAAGUGAACGCUGCUUUCGAAUGUGAUUAAACAAGACUCACCAUCGGAAAAUAAGGAUUUAUCAAGAUAUCGAGGAUUAUGAGGGAUCGAGAUCGUGAAUUAGAAGAGUUUCCAUUACAAAGUUUUGGCCCAUUCGAGAAACGAUCUUCAACAAGUCUCAAGGGACCCCUCAGGGUAUUGAGACUAUGUCUUCUAGCAGUCAUAGUCCCUACCCUUAUUCUUGGGGUUCCCUUGUAUUUGAGGUACAACGUGUAUGGCGCCCAAUUGUAUCCAUUAGCCAUGUCGGAUAUGCGCAUGUUAGAUAACAAAGUGUCUACAACUUGGUGUCAGAGGCAGAGGAUAAAGACAAACGCAACGUUCAAUGCGUUCCUCUUAUCAGAACCUCCGAAAUUGUCGGAUACUAUAAAAACAUUGUCGAUGACACGACACUUUGUUUUAGAAGACGACACUAAAGAGUACUGGGGAUUUUAUCUUUUAAAAGGAUCAUCUGUGACGGUAAACACUUGUGUUAGAUGGCCCGGUGCAUCUUUAAUUGUGAUAAGAGGCCACAGACAUCUCCACGAGUGUGCAUACAUUGGAGACGAUUCGUCUGAAGAAUUGGACGAAUUGAUGGAGGCUAUCAAGGAAGGAACUUAUGUUGCCAAUGAACAGGAUCUUUUAAGGCUAAACUCGAAUGAAUCACGAACCAAUGAUCCAGAAAUUAUGAAGAGGCAUCGUGCCGAUGUCACAUUUCACAGUCCUGCUCAUCAAGCCAAUAAGGAAAACUACACUAUCAAGGAUAACAUAGACACUUCAGAUUUAACAGAUUCGAAAUUCAUGAAGUCGAUACUGGAAGCCCUUCAAACGAAGAAACAGAAGGAUAAAAAUAAACAAGUUGAAAACCAUCCACAUUUUAAGAGGAAUUCCACCAUUGCCAAAAAUGAAACCGAUAAUCUAAAUAUCCACUAUCCAGGUGAAUCUAUGGAUAGGCCAGAAACAUCCGAAGAAGUCAUUAACCGACUGUUGAACACUUUGGGUAAUAUGGGCGAAAAGGGUUCGAGGAUAUUGGAGGAACUUAAUAAAAAAUUUGGCAAUCAAGGAGACAAUAAAGCUUCGAAUAAAGAUACCGAAGAAAGUGGACCUGCGUUAAAGACGCAGGGAAGACAAUACAAUAAGCCUGUAGUCCAGUUUAGUAAGAGUAUUGAUGACCGUAGAAGAAAAAGAAGAAGAAGGGACGUGGCAGCAGCUUAUAUCGAUUUAAAUAAGGACGAUGAUGAUAACGACAAAGGUCUUGAAGAGGGAUUCACCCCAAAGCCAGAUGGUAUCGCUGAUCAUCGCGACACCAUAAACGAAACCGAUACGGACCAUGACAUGAGCAACAGUGAGUUCUGGUCAUCGUUUUCGAGCUCGGAAGAGGCCUUACUGAAUUGUGAAGGGUUGAUUUUGAAUUUACCUCUUACACCGCACCACAACUGUCGCAGGGAUUUGAGCGACCAAGAAGCCGAAGAGACGUAUUUAGCAAACUCUAUUACGUACAGGGUACCGGUUAACGGUUAUUACUUUUUCGUGUUCAACAGCGAGAACGAGAUCCAGCCCAACUACAUCCGGGUUCAGUUCCACCUGAACAAGGCCAUCUAUGAUCUGUCGAAUCCGGUGUCCGUGUGCAAAAAUCAAUCGGAAACCUGCGCGGUGGACCUGAAGUUUUUCUCGUCGGAAAAGUUGGUUUUGGAGCUGCCCGUCAAGGAGAACGAGACGCUCUGGAACGAGGAGUAUAUUGUGGAGUCGGAAUGCGAGCCCAGAACUGCGUUGUAUGCAGCUUGUGUGAUAUCUGUACCUGUAAUUAUUCUAAUAUUUGCUUUUUCUUGAAGCGCAUAGUAUUAAUGGAGUGUGGUCAUAAAUAUACAGUAGGGUGAGCUAAAAAAACUAACCUAUGGAAUUUAUGGGUUAAAAUGAACCUAAUAACCGAGAAAAAAAAUCCCCGGAAGCAGGAUUUUUAUCUCAAUUUUAAACGGUAUCGGUGAACAUUCAAAGUUUUUCAUUUAAAUAGCACGUAAA
Molecule: messenger RNA, 2297 nt
Organism: Sitophilus oryzae (rice weevil)
Lineage: Eukaryota; Metazoa; Arthropoda; Insecta; Coleoptera; Curculionidae
Exons: 8
Coding region: 342-2108 (588 amino acids)
Source: RefSeq, a predicted model, not a curated record